Molecule: messenger RNA, 945 nt
Organism: Equus quagga
Lineage: Eukaryota; Metazoa; Chordata; Mammalia; Perissodactyla; Equidae
Product: olfactory receptor 10W1-like
Exons: 1
Coding region: 1-945 (314 amino acids)
Biological process (GO): G protein-coupled receptor signaling pathway
Cellular component (GO): membrane
Molecular function (GO): G protein-coupled receptor activity; olfactory receptor activity
Source: RefSeq, a predicted model, not a curated record
AUGGCCUGGGAAAAUUGCUCACUGUUGAUGGAAUUCGUGUUCCUGGGCUAUCCCUCCAACCCAGAGGUGUGUAUACUGUUCUUCCUUGGAGUCAACCUGGCCUAUACAUUGAUCAUCUGUGGGCAUGUCCUCAUCUUGGUGGCCAUCCAGACAGAAGCACGCCUACACACACCCAUGUACUAUUUCCUGGGCAGCCUCUCAGCAGUAGAAAUAUGCUACACUGCUGUGGUGGUGCCUCAUAUCCUGGCCAACAUCCUUCAGCCAGAGAAGACCAUCACCCUCCUGGGCUGUGCCACUCAGAUGAUUUUCUUCAUAGGACUUGGCAGUGCCGAUUGCUUCCUCUUGGCUGCCAUGGCUUAUGACCGGUAUGUUGCUAUUUGCCACCCUUUGCAGUACCCUCUCAUCAUGACUUUAACUCUUUGCAUUCAUUUGGCUGUGGCCUCUGUGGUCAUUGGCUUGUUCCUCUCCUUACAACUUGUGGCCUUCAUCUUCUCUCUGCCAUUCUGCCGGGCUCAGAGCAUUGAGCACUUCUUUUGUGAUGUGCCACCAGUGAUGCAUCUUGUUUGUGCCAACAGCCACAUCCAUGAGCAAUCGGUGCUGGUGGCAGCCACACUAGCUGUUGCUGCACCUUUCUUCCUCAUUACCACCUCCUACGCCUUCAUUAUGGUCGCUGUGCUCAAGAUCCACUCAGCAGCUGGCCGCCACCAGGCUUUCUCCACCUGUUCCUCCCACCUCACUGUGGUCCUGCUGCAGUAUGGCUGUUGUGCCUUCAUGUACCUGCGUCCCAACUCCAUCUACUACCCCAAGCAAGAUCAGUUCAUCUCGCUGGUAUACACAUUGGGAACUCCACUGCUCAAUCCACUUAUCUACACCCUGAGGAACAGUGAGAUAAAGGGGAUCCUAGGAAGAUGUCUUACUAGGAAUUAUCUCUUCCAGAACAACUAG